GGCCUUCUGGAGGCAACAGACCAGCCCCUAGGCAGCGGAAGUGGUAUGCCCUCUAUCAGAAGAUUGAGAAUUGCCCCAUGCAGGUCCGUGGACAGUCCACUCUGUUUGGAGGGUCAGUGGCCUGUAACUGUGGCUUUCACGGUGCUAAGCAGCCCACCACUCAGCCUCCUGCCGCUGCCUCACAGUCUGCUGCUGUGGCCCCUGGUGCAACGGCUGCUGUGCCACCAUCACAGUCUGCUGCUGUGGUCUCGGACCCUGGUGCAACGGCUGGUGCAACGGCUGGGAGCUACAGCUAUUAGACAAGAUGGUUGAAGCCAACCUAAUUAACAUCUAUAUAGUCAUACCUGGCCAUCUCCCUUUGGUCAAGCGCACUCCUUACACUGACCUCCAGACAUACCUUUAUUUCUAAUGUGUUGUGUAGGUUAUGCUUAGUGUAGCCUUUAUUUAUGCCAUACAUUAAUAAUGUGUUGUGUAGGUUAUGCUUAGUGUAGCCUUUAUGUAUGCCAUACAUUACUACAUUAUUGUUGUCUUCUAAACAGGAUGCACCUGGAGGAGUUCAGCUGGCCACUGCGGGGGCUGCAGCUUCGGUGUGGUUGCCAGCAGAGAUGUAUAAAAACAUCCCUGUCCAAGACCAGAGGUGGAUUUCAAACGCCAUCUUCCACUCUGGCAAACUGCGGCAAGACCUGAAGCUGUGGUACGAGCCCCCUGCCCCAGCCCUCAUCUACCACCAGACACCGACACCAGACCGCUUCUUAAACCACAGGCUGAUGGUGUGGAUGCCCUACCACCUGUGGAAGGUGAGGGUAACCUGCCCUGAGUGUGGGAAGCAGCUGACGGGGUACGGUGUCCACGAGAGGGCUCGGAAGGUCCUGGACAUCGACAGGUAUUACCUGAUGGUGACAGAGACACUCGGGUGCACUGUGUGUUCUGUGAACUACCUGUCCACCUCCGAGACUGUCCGGAAUCAGCUGGACCUGCCGCACCAGAAAAUGUUCCGGAUGAUCCUGACCCGCCAGUACGCCUGUGACAUCCGUGUCAUUCGCCUGCUGCGUGACCGGACUCUCGGGAACAGUCUGAAGCAGCUGAAGGAGAACCAUGGGGAGGAAUGGCUGAACAGGUUGGCACACUAUCUUGGGGAGUGUGCUGAGUUUGUUGGCCGGCCAAGCCUCUUCCCAGUGGUGUGCCAGGAUCCCCCAGAGCCCAUUGAUGUGCCCACCAGUCGCUGGCUGCUGACGGUCUAUGGCAGGGACAUCCUCUCUCGCCUGGACCAUAUUAAAGCCAGCAUCACAUCAACGUUUGGCUCCAUCUUAAAGAUGGACUCAACCAAACAGAUCACAAAGAAGCUGGCUGGCCAUGCCAAGGGGACUGGUCUCUGGGUCACCUCCAUUGGGAACGAGGUUGGCCAGAUCGUGACCAGUGUGGUGACAGUGCAGGAGGGGCCAGGACUGGACAGGAUGGUGGCAGGAGUGAUGGAGCGGUACCGCCUUGCAGCUGUCGCACCCCCACUGCUGCUGUAUGUGGACUGUAACUGCUGCAUCAGUGAGGGGUCCACCACGCUGCAGAACAGGUUUGGGGAGUGGCCAGACCUCCAAAUACGGCUGGACAUCUGGCACUUCAUGCGGAGGCUGGCUGUUGGGUGUACCACCGACGCCCAUCCCCUCUACCCCACCUUCAUGAGCUGCCUCUCUGCCUGCAUUUUUGAGUGGGAUGCAGGGGACCUCUCUCUGUUGCAUCAGGCAAAGAGAGAGCAGCUCAGGCAGGAAGGUGUGCCAGCCAUUACUGAUGCUGCGGUGGAUGCCAGGAUCAGUAAGAGGGAGCUGAGCCAGUACUGCCGCAGGAGGACGCGCGGCGUGGAGGCCACCAUCAGCCUCAUUGGGCGGCUGCUGCAGCAACUGGGCGGGACCAAUGGGAAUGACCUGAUGGGGGUGCCACUGCUGGACCAGGUGCGCAUGGAGCACAUCUGGCGUGUGCAGCAACGCCACGUCAGCUGCAUCCAGGACCUGCCUGGUGUGCAGCUCUACACCGAGACCGGCACCAUCAGGAAGGGAGGUGUGGUCCUCACCAGCUACCGCUGUGCCAGGGGGUCCACAUCCCUGGAGUCCUUCCACUGCCACCUGAACAGGUUCAUUCCAGGAACCAGUGCAAAUGCGCUGAAUUUUCAGCUCUACCUCCUGGAAGGCCUGAACAGGUGGAACCAGGACCGGGGGGCGGCGGCGGUGACCAGCAGGCCAUCGUCUCUGCUCACCUACUCCGGGGAUGUGACCCAGAGCGUCAACACCAACAACAUAAAGGUGUUUGGCCGGGCAUAUGUGCCAAACUUCAGGCCACCCUCCAAAUACACCGGAGAGCUGCUUGGUGUUGACUACCUCCUAAGUCAGACUGGGCAGCCCCUGAAGGUCAACCCUGACGCAGAGGAGACGGAGGACAUGCUGGAGGAUGUGGAGGGGGGUGAGGAAGUGGACGAGGGCAUUGAGGAAGACCAUAUACCUGACCUCAUGGUGCCAGGUCUCCUUGUUAACCCAACACAGCCUAUCUUCUCUCUGGCUGCUCCCUCCUCCGUGGCUGCUGCCUCCUCCCAGCCUGCUGCCUCCUCCCAGCCUGCUCCCUCCUCCCUGGCUGCUGUCUCCUCCCUGGCUGCUGCCUCCUCCCAGCCUGCUGCCUCCUCCCAGCCUGCUCCCUCCUCCCUGGCUGCUGUCUCCUCCCUGGCUGCUCCCUCCUCCCUGGCUGCUGCCUCCUCCAUGGCUGCUGCUGCCUCCUGCAUGGCCGCUCCCAUCCAGCCUGCUGCCUCCUCCCUGGCUGCAGAUGUGUCUGGGGCCGUGGAUGAGUCCGGCAUGCCAGGCAUGGACAGGGUGGACAGGCUGGCAAAAUGCCUCGUGGAGCUGCGCAACCAGCCACUACUAACACUCAGCAACCAGCAGGUGGACAAUAUUGUCGGCCUCUGGCAGGAACUGCUUCCCUACGACCAGCAGCGGGUGGUCUUUGCCGCAAGACACCAGACCAAGCUGGCCACGGGGAGGUUCAGGAGUCCUAAGAAGAGGCAGGAGUUCACGCCGGGGGUGGAGAGCGUAAAGAGGCAUGCCCUCACCACCUCUGCCCCAAUUGCCCAGUGGCCAGACUGUUGCCGGCUCGUGGAGAGCAUCUUCGUUAGGCUCUGUGCCAUCCACCGCGGUCCCAAGAAGAAGGGGACUGGCACAGUGUCUAGGUUUGACCUCGUCCUGGAGGACUACCGCCAGAUCAGGCGGCGUAUUCUGGGGUCCGAGGUCAUGCCGAAGACCUCCAUGCAGCUGGUGGACGUGAGCCACACCACCCUGGUCCAGUGGAACAGCAAGAGGGUGCAGAGGCAGGAGACUGCGGUGGUCAUGCAGGGGCUGGACCUGCCCAGUCGACUGUCUGUGGCGGCUGACCCUCUCCCCACAGCCAAAACGCGGGCCGUGUCUGCACCCCCCCAAUCUGGCCCGGCUCACCAGUACCACCUGCCCAGCAGCACCGUGGGCCAAGCGAGGAGAAAGACCACACACACACACACACCCGCAGUCGCCACACACACACACACACCCGCAGUCGCCACACACACACCCGCAGUCGCCACACACACACCCGCAGUCGCCACACACACACACACACCCGCCACACCUGUGGCUGUGAGGCCACAUACUCCUCGGCAGCUCUUCCCUGCUCCAGCUCCAGCUCUAAGUUCAUCUCCGAAGCUGAUGCUGCUGGGACCAGUAGGUGCUCAGGUGCCUGUCCUGAUGGGCUGCCCCACAGGCCCUGAGCUACAGCCUCAUGCCUCCUCCUCCUCCUCCUCCUCCUCCUCCUCCUGCUCCUCCAGUCCGCAAACUGACCCGCAGGGUACUACACAACACCUGUAAGCAGUGUAAGGAGUUUAGGACGGCAGAGACUGGACACAGCCAGUAUAAAGGAAAGGUGUACUGCCCAAACAUUGAAACUGUCCCAAAAGAACAGUGGCUGGAGGACAUGAAGAAAAAAAAAAAAGUUUGAUUCAUAUAUUGUUAUUGUAAUAAAAGUUUGGUUGAUAAAAAAAUA
Messenger RNA from Eleginops maclovinus (Patagonian blennie), 4044 nucleotides. RefSeq lists its product as uncharacterized. The record is from RefSeq and is a predicted model, not a curated record. Lineage: Eukaryota; Metazoa; Chordata; Actinopteri; Perciformes; Eleginopidae. The transcript has 9 exons. Bases 501 to 3869 code for a protein of 1122 amino acids.